Suhomyces tanzawaensis NRRL Y-17324 is the source of this 516-nucleotide messenger RNA. RefSeq lists its product as uncharacterized. The transcript has a single exon. The record is from RefSeq and is a predicted model, not a curated record. The coding region runs from base 1 to 516 and encodes 171 amino acids. NCBI's taxonomy places the organism in Eukaryota, Fungi, Ascomycota, Pichiomycetes, Serinales, Debaryomycetaceae.
AUGUCCCGGCUCCGUAAGCUCGACAGAGCGGUGCUUGACACCUCCAGCGAGCUCCUCGACUCCGACGACCAGGCGGCGUUGAUCGAUCGCCUCUCAACAGAAAACAUUCACUCCUACGCCUCCGGCAAGCGGUACCUCUCGCUUGCCCUUCUCGUACAGCUCCCUGUGGUGAUGUACUUGGAGCAUCACCACAACCCGCAGGCUGCACAUGCCCAUUUGCGGGUGCUCCUCAUCUUGCUCUCCAACGUACUCACUCUCGUCAAUCUCCGUGAGUUUGCCGUAGGAGUGGCGUCGCCAGUGCCGAUUGCAGUGCCUGUUAUAGUUGACGUGGUCAAUGGCAUCAUCUGCUGCCAGCUCCUCUAUUCGCUUGGUGCUGGCUGGUCGCUCGAGAAGCUCUACUAUCUACUUCCAUCCAUCAACCUCGGCAGUCUCGUGCUCUUCCGGUGGUGGUACGUCAGUACCAUCCACGAGGUGGAGGCGUUGGGCAAGCUCACCUACAAGUACAAAACUGUGUGA